This is a messenger RNA of Orcinus orca (killer whale), 7018 nucleotides long. RefSeq names its product discs large MAGUK scaffold protein 3 (gene DLG3). Gene Ontology annotation, cellular component: postsynaptic density membrane; neuron projection; neuromuscular junction. The transcript has 23 exons. Bases 2511 to 4859 code for a protein of 782 amino acids. NCBI's taxonomy places the organism in Eukaryota, Metazoa, Chordata, Mammalia, Artiodactyla, Delphinidae. Gene Ontology annotation, molecular function: kinase binding. The record is from RefSeq and is a predicted model, not a curated record. Gene Ontology annotation, biological process: chemical synaptic transmission.
GGCACCUAGGGACAAGACCCUCCUCGGUUGCAGGGCAGGCCCUGGAACUACAACUCCCAGGGGGCCCCACGGCCACUUCCGGUCUCGGGAUGGACCGAAGCUAAUUUGAAUUUGUGUUCCCGCCCCCUCCUCCUCCCAGACCCCGCCCCUUCCCUUCUCGCCACCCCGCCCUCGCCAGGCACACACAUGCACAUAGACACACAGGCCGCCGUCCACGCCAACAUACCUGGCCUGCAGCAGGCGGGGUGGGCGGGGGCAUCGGCGUGCGACGGGCUGGGAGGUGGGAGGAGCGCCGGGAGCCCACGCCGCGGCUGCUGCCUGGUCCCAGUCUUCUCGGGGGUCCACGCCGCCUUGGACCGCCUCUUCCACACACUACCUUUUCAAGCUGCAUUUCCGUAGUUUUCCCUGUUCCCGAUCCCGCCCCUCAGACCGACUGCCGGCCUCAGCUCUGGGGCGCCCAGGGGUCAACAGACCUCAGGAUCUCUCCCUACUCCAUAGAGAAAUCUAAUUCAGGAAAGCCACUGAGAAACUUGUCUCCACCAAGAUAAAGAAACUGAAGCUCAAGAAGUAAAGUAACGGCCAAGGUCACACAACUAGUGACUGGCUUGGGUGUGGCUGAGCAACCACUGUGUGCCAGGGUCUAAGAAUACAGGAAACAAGACACUCCUCUCUUUUCUCUACCUAAUGAACACCUAGUCACCCUUCAGGAGCAAACUAAAAAUAUCAUCUCUUAUGAAACUUUUCGUAAGCCCCUCGCCACCCACAAGUAGAGUUGAUAACUUGCUUUUUUGUAUACCCCUCUGAAAUAGCACUUUUCACAGUUAUUGUAAUGAAAUGCUUCUAUAUGUCCAUUUCUCUAACUUUGAGCAUCUUGGCGACAGGGUCUGUUUACUAUUCAUUGCCACUUGGUUGUCUGAUAGACAUCUCAAACUCAACAUGUCCAAAUCUGGACACCUGAUCUUUUUCGCCCAAAUGACCCCUCCCCUAAAGCAGUCCUCAUCUCAGUCGAUGGCAGUUUCACCUUUCCAGUUGCUGUGGCCAAAAAACCUUGGAACCAUACCUCAUAUUCAAUCUGUCAGCAAAUCCUGUUGACUCUCUCUUCGAAAUACAUCCAGAAUCCAAUCACUUCUUAUCACCUCCAGUGCUACCACCCUGGUCCAAACCACCAUCACUCACAUCUCUCUGGCAUCACCUCAGUAGCCUCCUGACUGGUCUCACUGCUUCACCCUUGUCCCCUGUGGCCUAUUCUCCACACGGAAGCCAGAGUGAUCCUGCUAAACACAAGUCAGAUCAUGUCAGUUCUCAGCACAAAAACUCUCCAAUGGCUCCCCAUCUCUCUCAGAGUAAAGCCAAAAUCCUUCAAUGGUCUACAGGCCCUAUACAAUCUGGUCUCCUACUAAAUCUCUGAUCGUAUCUCCUAGUACGUUCUCCCUCUCACUCUGCUCCAGCUGCUUGGUCCUCCUUGCUGUUUCUCGAACAAGCCAGAUGCACUUCUUACCCAUGACCUUUGCACUGGCUCUUCCCUUGCUAGGUAUACUCUUCUGCAUGGCUCCCUUCCUCACCUCCCUCAAGUCUUUGUUCAAAUGUCACUUUCUCAGUGAGGCCUACCUUGACCAGCCUAUUUAAGAUUGCCUCUAUUCUAAUUUCCAGUUUACAGUAAGUACAGGGUAUAGAGGAACAAGAUAAAUGACACCACGAGGGGAAAAACAACAACAACAGACAAAUCCAGAAGUAGGAUAUUCUACAAAACAACUGAGUUGUACUUUUCAAAAAGCCAGUGUCAUUAAUUUAAAAAAAAUAAAGAUGGGAGACUUCUAGUUCUGGACCCAAGUGGAGUAGACAUGCUUCUCCCUAUUUCUCCCACUAAGGACAGCUAAAACUCUGUAUGUGAUAUAUAAAACAAACAUAGGAAGAUGCUAAAAGAAGGAGAAAAGGACAGACUUGACUAGGUGACUUGACUAAAAACAAAAACAUGAACAGAGCCUCAGAGACAUGUGGGACUAUAACAAAAGACCUAACAUUCAUGUCAUCGGAGUCCCAGAAGGAGAAGAGAAAGGGUGGGGGCGAAAAAGUCCUCAAGAAAUGAUGGCUGAAAAUCCUCCAAAUCUGGCAAAAGACACAAACCUACAGAUUCAAGAAGCUGAACAAACCCGCAACACAGGAUAAAGUCAAAUCCAUGCCAAGACACAUUAUAAUCAAACUUUUAAAAACGAGACGAAGAGAAAAUCUUGAAAGCAGUAAGAGAGAAACACCACUUUACCAACAGGGGAAAAACAAUUCAAGUAUCAGCGAUUUCUCACCAGAAACCAUGGUGGCCAGAAGGAAGUGGCAACAACAUAUUUCAAGUGUUAAAAGAACUGCCAAGCCUGGAUGCUAUAUCUAGUGAAAAUAUCCUUCAGAAAUGAGGGAGAAAUCAAGAUAUCCUCAGAAAAAGGAAAGCUAUGAGACCAUGACACCAGCAGACCCACCCUAAAAGAGUGGUUAAAGGCAGUCCUCAAAACAGAAAGGAAAUGAUAAAAGAAGAAAUCUUGGAACAUCGGGAAGGAAGAAAGAAUAGAAUGAGUAAAAACGUGAAUGGCAGUGAUGGCAUGUUCAAGUAUGAGGAGAUAGUCCUUGAGCGGGGCAAUUCUGGCCUGGGCUUCAGCAUUGCUGGUGGAAUCGACAACCCCCAUGUCCCCGAUGACCCUGGUAUCUUUAUUACGAAGAUUAUCCCUGGUGGAGCAGCUGCCAUGGACGGGAGGCUGGGGGUGAAUGACUGUGUGCUGCGGGUGAAUGAGGUGGAUGUGUCAGAGGUGGUGCACAGCCGGGCGGUGGAGGCACUGAAGGAGGCCGGCCCUGUGGUGCGGUUGGUGGUACGGAGGCGACAGCCCCCACCAGAGACCAUCAUGGAGGUCAACCUGCUCAAAGGGCCCAAAGGCCUGGGUUUCAGCAUUGCUGGGGGGAUUGGCAACCAGCACAUCCCAGGAGACAACAGCAUCUACAUCACCAAGAUCAUUGAGGGGGGUGCUGCUCAGAAGGAUGGACGCCUACAGAUCGGGGAUCGGCUGCUGGCGGUGAACAACACCAAUCUGCAGGAUGUGAGGCAUGAGGAAGCUGUGGCCUCGCUGAAGAACACAUCUGACAUGGUCUAUCUGAAGGUGGCCAAGCCAGGCAGCCUCCACCUCAACGACAUGUAUGCACCCCCCGACUACGCCAGCACUUUUACUGCCUUGGCUGACAACCACAUAAGCCAUAACUCCAGCCUGGGUUAUCUCGGGGCUGUGGAGAGCAAGGUCAGCUACCCUGCUCCUCCUCAGGUUCCCCCCGCCCGCUACUCUCCUAUCCCCAGGCACAUGCUGGCUGAGGAGGACUUCACCAGAGAGCCCCGCAAGAUCAUCCUGCACAAGGGCUCCACAGGCCUGGGCUUCAACAUCGUGGGAGGAGAGGAUGGAGAAGGCAUUUUCGUCUCCUUCAUCCUGGCAGGAGGCCCAGCUGACCUGAGUGGGGAGCUGCGCAGAGGAGACCGGAUCUUAUCGGUGAAUGGCGUGAACCUGAGGAAUGCAACUCAUGAGCAGGCUGCGGCUGCUCUGAAACGGGCUGGCCAGUCAGUCACUAUUGUGGCCCAGUACAGACCUGAAGAAUACAGUCGCUUUGAAUCGAAGAUACAUGACUUGCGAGAACAAAUGAUGAACAGCAGUAUGAGCUCUGGGUCUGGGUCCCUGCGAACGAGUGAGAAGAGGUCCUUGUACGUCAGGGCCUUGUUUGAUUAUGACCGGACUCGGGACAGCUGCCUGCCGAGCCAAGGCCUCAGCUUCUCCUAUGGUGACAUUCUACAUGUCAUUAACGCCUCUGAUGAUGAGUGGUGGCAGGCGAGACUGGUGACCCCCCAUGGAGAAAGUGAGCAAAUUGGUGUGAUCCCCAGUAAGAAGAGGGUGGAAAAGAAAGAAAGGGCUCGAUUGAAAACCGUGAAGUUUCAUGCCAGGACGGGGAUGAUUGAGUCUAACAGGUCGAUCAAAACGAAACGUAAAAAGAGUUUCCGCCUCUCUCGAAAGUUUCCAUUUUACAAGAGCAAAGAAAACAUGGCCCAGGAGAGCAGCGUACAGGAACAAGCUGAGCUCAUCCCCUGUGGUCUGCAGAACUCAGGUCAGCUUGGAAGCCCACACCUCAGACUGCACGAAGCUUUCCCUGAAGGGUUUGGACAGAAGGGAGUGACAUCCAACACCAGUGACAGCGAAAGCAGUUCCAAAGGACAAGAGGAUGCUAUUUUGUCAUAUGAGCCAGUGACACGGCAAGAAAUUCACUAUGCAAGGCCUGUCAUCAUCCUGGGCCCAAUGAAGGACAGAGUCAACGAUGACCUGAUUUCGGAGUUCCCGCAUAAAUUUGGAUCCUGUGUACCACAUACUACCCGGCCUCGGCGUGAUAAUGAAGUGGAUGGGCAAGACUACCACUUUGUGGUCUCCCGAGAACAGAUGGAGAAGGAUAUUCAGGACAACAAGUUCAUCGAGGCAGGCCAAUUCAACGAUAAUCUCUAUGGGACCAGCAUCCAGUCAGUGAGGGCAGUUGCAGAGAGGGGCAAGCACUGCAUCUUAGAUGUUUCUGGCAAUGCUAUCAAGAGGCUGCAGCAGUCACAACUUUACCCCAUUGCCAUUUUCAUCAAGCCCAAGUCCAUUGAAGCGCUUAUGGAAAUGAACCGACGGCAGACAUAUGAACAAGCAAAUAAGAUCUAUGACAAAGCCAUGAAACUGGAGCAGGAGUUUGGAGAAUACUUCACAGCCAUUGUACAGGGUGACUCACUGGAAGAGAUUUAUAACAAAAUCAAACAAAUCAUUGAGGACCAGUCUGGGCACUACAUUUGGGUCCCAUCCCCUGAAAAACUCUGAAGAAUCCCCUCCAACCAUUCUAUUGUGAACAGAAGAAACCAAGUCCCUCUUCCCUCCUCCCUCUUCAUUCCUGUCCCCAUGGGGAGAACAGAUGACUACUGUUCUUGUCCCCUUUUUUAGAUAUGUCCAAAAAAUUGAGUUUUCUAGUCCUGUUCUGUUUUUUUAAAUUUUUGUUUUGUUUUAGUUUAUUUUUUGGGAUGAUGCCAUCUCACUCAUCAUGUGACUGCGCCCAUUCCUGCAUGGACCUUUCCCAAGCACUAGCACAGGUGCAAAUCCAUCAGAGUCAUUGUUUUCAUAAAACCAAGCAGAAGCGAAGAGAAGAGAGGAGGACUGGUGGAAAGACAGACUGGACAGCUGCGCGGCUUAUGAAGCGAGCCCCGCGCACCCCGCGAGGAGAGGCUCCCAGGCUUUGCUACGAUCUGUACACUGCCUCGCGGCUUGGGACAGCGCGGUCAUGGUGACAGAAAGUAUCUUAUUUAUAUAUAGAUAUAUAUAUGUAAUUUAUAUAAAAUAUAUAGAAAUUAUUAUAUAUAUAUAUAUUAUACACUCUCAUAUAAUAUAUAUAUAUAUUCACACGCAUUUGGACUAGAAAAUCUAUGGAGACUUCAUCAAUGGUACUGUGUUAUUAGAGAAAUGCUUUAAUUUUCAUAUUCCAAUCAGAUGGCAUCUUAUAUCCCAACUGGUUGGGGAGGGAGUGAAAGUGGUAGUAAGUGCUGUACCGAGGGCACCCGCAUUGGUCAUUCUCUUGAGAGCUGGGCUUUUCUUUAGGAGGGGUCAGGUCAGCCAGAGAACGGUGAGAAAGGGCUUCGGCCCGGGGGCCAGAGGCUUGGAGCUGUGACCCUAGAGCCGAUGCUGCCCUUGGGGCACAGUCAGGCCCGCGUGUGGGGAGCGAGAGAAUGGCUAACGGUGCUCCCAACGUAUUAAAUUGCCAAUUGUUUUAUGCCACCUGAUGUGUCUGCAUGAGAGGUUUCCUUUUUGUUCAUUUUUAAGCUGCUGUUAAACCAAAACCAUGUUGUGCUACUGUGUCAGCCUUUUCAUUCUUCCAAAUUUUACUUUUACUAUUUAAGUGAAUGUGUAGAAUCCAAUUUGACCGUGUUCUAAAGGCUCAUGAUGUUCUGGAGGAGCCGGGCCUUGUGAUAGACUAGGCGACCCGGGCUUGGCCAUCCCGUCAGCGGAAAGGGAAGUGGGGGCAGGUGAGAACCGACAGGAGCUGGGCCUCCUACUGUAACGUGUCCCUUCACUCACCUGCCAGGGACAUGCUGGGCUCAGCUGAGGCUCUGUCAUGGGGCCCACUGGCAGGGACGGGGAGUCACUUGCCUUCCAGCUCUGCGCUGGGACAGUGGGACGACCCUGAGCUUGGCCAGCCGCGUAAUGAAAAGUUUGAUUUGGGUUUUUUUCGCAGCUGCUUCAUAUGCCCUACCUACCCCAAUCCCUCACCAACAGCUGGUAGCUUACUGUUUCUUCAAGAAGAAAGUAGACUUUAAUGCUGUCAAUUUGAGCUGUAGAGCUACAAUUCACUUACUGUUGAGAUGUGAAACCCUGUUGCUUUUUCCCAGAGUCAGACGGCAGUGUUUGUGGUCAAGGGGGUUUUUCUCUGACCAGAAAUGCAGGCGGCAGGUGUGGCCCAGGCCCUGCCCCACCAUGCUCCUUUGAAGCCACCAUGCCUCCCUCAGCUCCACGCUGGAGGCACGACCCAGGGGAGAAGAGCGUGGACAUGCUUGGCCCCAGGGUUGAGCCUGUUGUUUCCUAGCCCACCGUGUUACAACCGGUGCAAAGCAUACAUGUCGAAGAUGCUUUGAGCGCUACCAGGCAGAUUUAGGAAGUCUGUUAACAGUUCUCCUACCGGCAUGAUGAGGCUAACUGUAAAGUGUGGGGCCCAGAAUGUGGGUAAAGAAAGGGCAGCAGCUUUACCUGCGCAGUACACUGGAUUGGAGGCAAGAGGGGUAAAGUGGUGUCCGAUUAUGACUCUGGGGAGGAGGGGGUGAGCUGGGAGUGUUUUGAUUUCUCUGAUGUUAAGUGAUGUAGUCUGAGUGAUGCUCAACCCUCUACCCCUCCCAGGGAAGAAAAGCAGAGAUUCAAAGCAAGCAUGACACUAGUUGGUUUACCAGUGUUCCUUCCAAGGAGACAUAUAUUUUUUAAUAAAUGAUAGUUGCAAUGAA